Molecule: messenger RNA, 582 nt
Organism: Exophiala aquamarina CBS 119918
Lineage: Eukaryota; Fungi; Ascomycota; Eurotiomycetes; Chaetothyriales; Herpotrichiellaceae
Exons: 1
Coding region: 1-582 (193 amino acids)
Source: RefSeq, a predicted model, not a curated record
AUGUACACCCCGCACAGUCUCAAAAAACCUGCCAGGUUUGAUACCAGCAAAAUCCCAAAGUUGGUCGAUUUGUUUGCCAACACCGUCCCCGCAGGUGAGUUCACCCCAGCAAAGAUCCAACAAGUUCUCCUCGUCUAUCGGAUCCGCCCUCAAGCUGCUGUGGAUCGGGCCGUGGAUUUCGUGCGCCAGAAGCUUCCAGACAGAUACCGUGAACCAAGCUUCGCAGUUACCGAUCCCAAGUACCCUCAACCGAGCCAUCUGCUUAUCCAAGGAUUCAAUGGCAAUGAGGGAAUUCGAGGAACCGCCGAGGAACCCGAAACGGACGGGAAAACCGCGCUCUGGGUGCAUGUGUCACACAAAAGGAGACAUCAGCGGAGGGCCGGAGAGCUUUCAAAGCUUCAAGGGAUUGUAAAGACUGUCCCGAAUGACAUCAGCGCCAAAGGAAUAGCUAGCGAGACGUUUUUAUUUCUUCCUGACGAAGGGCACUUAGUAUUUGGGUGUGCAGAAUCAAUCUGGUUGGAUGCUCUUGACGCAACAUGGCCAGCUGUUGGGAAAGGGGAAUCUAAUGUAGUUGUCUGGUGA